CAUUUCGCGGGGACUCCAUGAUGCGCUCUGGGCGUGAUCGUGAUCCACAGCGUUGAUCCUCCAGCCUUUUAAGAAGCCGCUGAGCGCGUCGCUGGCGCCGGGCUAGAUCAAUAACGUGCAUUAUGGCGCCGAUCCGCCUCCGGUGAUAGGCUGGCUGACUGGCUCUUCCUCGAGCCCGCGUCUCUCGAGCUGCUGGACGGCGAUGAAACGUUGCGCCUUGGCAUUUGGGGAAAUUGUCGAGCCGUCCAGUCCUGGUGUGCCGUCCCGUCCAACCUCUCGUUUGCAUUUUCCAAGACGAUGGGUCCGGGGGAGUGCUCUUUCAAAGGGCAUCCAUGCUAACGUUCUCGUCGAGGGAUCAUGGACUCCGAGCUGUGUCUCUCGUCUGCUUCCAACCUCGCCUGUGUGCUGGUUUGAGUUGGUUAGGAUUGCAAUCGUCAGUGACGAUAUUUAUGCCUGUUCUCGUAUUGCUGCGUUUGUCUGCCCGUUCAAUUUGCUUGCUGUCUCUCCUUGCUUUUUUCUUUUCUUUUCUUUUCUUUCCCCCUUUUCGCCUCUUUUCUUUUUUCUUGAUCGACAUGGAGACCUGGGGGAAGAUCCCCUCUCGCGGGCCGCCUGAUCUCUGGGACAGACCGACAUUCAGCCUUCGGAAACAUUUUCCUCCAACCACUUGUAUUUGGCCACAAGACCAACUGUGGUUUUUUUCGUGCAUUUCUUCCAGACUAACUAACCAAUGCAUGAAGGAUUCUGGAAGAACAGUCCCACUUCUUCUCUCGCUGUUCUCUCGCCUUCCUUUCAGGCGACGGGGACCGGAAUACGGGAGUCUAAUUAAUUUUAUCCUGAAUCUGCCUAUCAAGUUCAGCCCGCUGGCAGACCAAAUUCCGCUUUUUAUUUUCCGGUUAAUGACCGGGCCUGCCAAGAAGCUUCGAAGAGGAGCAGGGUAGGAUUUUGUCCCUCUCAGUGCCGCCAUUAUUCUCAUAUACUUUUUACCUUUCGAGGUAUCAUUCCAACCGCCAAGACGCCUAUUCGACUGAUGUGCCGGCAAUGUUGGCUCGUAUCUGUGGGCGCCAGGGAACCCUUAACCCCAUGAUCCAAGCUAACGAGGGCUUGUCCAUAUUAUUAUCAGGAUCAAACGGUAAACGGGGUCCUUCCUUCUCUCAGGGACCCAGAACUUUUGCGGAGAACCGGGGUAGCAUUGUCAAAAUAGAGGCUUUGCUCGUUGGCAGGUUGGGAUCUGAUAUGGGCCCCAGGCGGUAGGUCGCGGCCAUAUUCGGCGGCCGGUUAUUCCAAAAUUCCUACUCCGGUCUAUGAACAAACGCGGCCAGCGCUGUCAGCGAGCUCCUCAAGGAAGAACUUAAAGGGGAGCUGUUCCCACCGGAAUUUUUCUGUUGGUCGAUCCUUUCCCCUUACUUCUGUGUGAUCAGAGUAAA
Molecule: messenger RNA, 1424 nt
Organism: Coccidioides immitis RS
Lineage: Eukaryota; Fungi; Ascomycota; Eurotiomycetes; Onygenales; Onygenaceae
Exons: 1
Coding region: 333-938 (201 amino acids)
Source: RefSeq, a predicted model, not a curated record